Messenger RNA from Cynocephalus volans (Philippine flying lemur), 4564 nucleotides. It is a transcript of the gene WSCD2, whose product is annotated as WSC domain containing 2. NCBI's taxonomy places the organism in Eukaryota, Metazoa, Chordata, Mammalia, Dermoptera, Cynocephalidae. The transcript has 9 exons. Bases 1195 to 2886 code for a protein of 563 amino acids. The record is from RefSeq and is a predicted model, not a curated record.
CGCUGCUGGCGGCGGCGGCGGCGGCGGCGGAGGCGCGGGGAGCUCGGGCCGGAGACGUGAAGUCCCGGGCAGCAAGCAAGGCAGCGAGGGAGGCGGCGAGUGAGAGGUGAGGCGGCCGGAGCCCCGCGUCCAGCCGCAGCCGGCGCCGGCGCGCGCGGGGCCCGGGCAUCCCCGGAGCGGGUGCCUGCGCGGGGCCUCGCCGUGUCUUGGGCGCCCGCAGUGCCACCCGCCUGCCAGCCCGCCCGAGCGCCAGGCUCGCAGGAGCCCGGCUUUCACUUCCUCUCGCCUCUGCCCGCCUCCCCGGCUCACCGGCUGGCGUCGCCACCGCCUCCUCGUCCCCGGCCACCGCUGUCGCCGCUGCUGCAAUCCGGGGCGCACACUCUCCCACUUUCACCCUGGAGGCGCGGAGGAUGCCCCUUGCACCAGAUCGGGAGAAAUAGCCCCCAGAUCCGACUGGAGGAGCCUCGGCGACGAGGAAGGAAAGCCCAGCUCCUCUUUCCUCGAUGCCACUGCAGCCCCUGGCCGCGGGGAAGGCGCCCACAGAGCGGGCGCGCCGAGCGGGACGCGGGAGUCGCGGGAGAGCCCCCAGGCGCCAGCUGAGCUCCGAUGGCAGAGUUUGCAAGUAUCUGAGACCCCUCAGGUGGCAGCCCUGAGCUCUGAGGCGUGACCAGAUGGAGGCCCGCCAGCUUCCGUCCCCACGAGGCAGGCAUGCCCAGCUUGGUCCCCAGCUGAGAAAGAUGCCAGAAACAAGGCCGCCAGUGAAAUAGUCCAUUUCUGAUGGGCCUGAGGAGCUGAGAAAGGGAGCGAAGUGAGCUGCAGCUUCUGGCGAUCAUCAGAAUCCUCCUCCAAUUGCCAUUUCCAAGGUUCUUCGGGAACUCUCUGAAGUGAAGAACAAGAUGUAGGAAAAUGGGACCAACUCCUGGGUGUCCUGAGCCUCAAAUUCCCUUUCUUGGACCAAAGAAGCUGCCUUUGACUUUGGGAGGGCUGUUAAGCUCAGUCCUCCUUUCUCUUGGCCUCAGCCAAGCACUGGGCUGCCCCUCCCCCUCUGGUCUUGGCAAUCACCUUUGCAGAGGGAAUAGGACUGAGGACCCCCAGGAGUUCCAUCCCUAAGGGCAGCUUGAGAGACCAGGCCCCCUGCCUCUCCUCCUGAGCCCCCAGCCAAGCCCCAGAGAGCCAGUACGGGAUGAUCCCACUAUGGCCAAGCUCUGGUUCAAAUUCCAGCGGUACUUCCGCCGGAAACCCGUGCGCUUCUUUACCUUCCUGGCACUCUACCUGACGGCCGGGAGCCUCGUCUUCCUUCACUCUGGCUUCGUGGGCCAGCCCGCCGUCUCCCAGAACCAGGCCAACCCCGCCGCGGGGGGCCCUGCCGAGGGCGCCGAGCUGCCCUUCUUGGGCGACUUGCAUCUGGGCAGAGGCUUCCGGGACACGGGCGAAGCCUCAAGCAUUGCCCGCAGGUACGGACCCUGGUUCAAGGGCAAGGAUGGCGAGAGAGCCAAGCCGGGCGACUACGGUGGAGCCUGGAGCCGAGCCCUCAAAGGGAGGGUCGUCCGGGAGAAGGAGGAGGAGAGAGCCAAGUACAUCGGCUGCUACCUGGAUGACACCCAGAGUCGGGCCCUUCGAGGCGUGUCCUUUUUUGACUACAAAAAGAUGACCGUCUUCCGUUGCCAGGACAACUGUGCUGAACGGGGUUACCUGUAUGCCGGGCUGGAGUUCGGCGCUGAGUGCUACUGCGGCCACAAGAUCCAGGCGGCAAACGUGAGCGAAGCAGAGUGCGACAUGGAAUGCAAGGGCGAGCGGGGCAGCGUGUGCGGUGGUGCCAACCGCCUGUCUGUCUACCGGCUGCAGCUGGCCCAGGAGUCUGCCCGCAGGUAUGGAAGUGCAGUAUUCCGAGGCUGUUUCCACAGGCCUGACAACCUCUCCCUGGCCUUGCCCGUGACAGCCGCCAUGCCGAACAUGUCUGUGGACAAGUGCGUGGACCUCUGCACAGAGAAGGAGUACCCACUGGCAGCUCUCGCGGGCACCGCCUGCCACUGUGGAUUUCCCACCACCCGAUUCCCCCUCCAUGAGAGAGAGGAUGAGCAGCUCUGCGCCCAGAAGUGCAGUGCAGAGGAGUUUGAGAGCUGCGGGACUCCCAGUUACUUCAUCGUGUAUCAGACGCAGGUCCAGGACAACCGCUGCAUGGACAGAAGGUUUCUGCCAGCCAAAUCCAAGCAGCUCAUUGCUCUGGCCAGCUUCCCAGGUGCCGGCAACACAUGGGCUCGCCACCUCAUCGAGCUGGCCACCGGCUUCUACACUGGCAGCUACUACUUCGACGGCUCCCUCUACAACAAAGGGUUUAAAGGUGAGCGGGACCACUGGCGCAGUGGGAGGACCAUCUGCAUCAAGACACACGAGAGCGGCCAGAAGGAGAUCGAGGCCUUCGAUGCCGCCAUCCUGCUCAUCCGUAACCCCUACAAGGCCCUCAUGGCAGAGUUCAACCGCAAGUAUGGUGGUCACAUCGGCUUUGCUGCCCACGCCCACUGGAAGGGCAAAGAGUGGCCAGAGUUUGUGAGGAACUACGCCCCCUGGUGGGCCACGCACACGCUUGACUGGCUCAAGUUCGGCAGGAAGGUGCUGGUGGUGCACUUUGAGGACCUGAAGCAGGACCUUUUUGUCCAGCUGGGCCGCAUGGUGAGCUUGCUGGGCGUGGCGGUCAGGGAAGACCGGCUGCUGUGCGUGGAGAGCCAGAAGGACGGCAACUUCAAGCGCUCAGGGCUCCGCAAGCUCGAGUACGACCCCUACACGGCGGACAUGCAGAAGACCAUCUCUGCCUACAUCAAGAUGGUGGACGCAGCCCUCAGAGGCAGGAACCUCACAGGCGUUCCCGAUGACUACUACCCGAGAUGAUGCACCAGCACAGCGCGGGGGUGGGCUGGGAGUCCUGACCAAGCAGGCCCUGGGGACUCAAGACCCCUGGUGACCCCCACUGAUCUGUCCUUUCUUUGGUUUGGGGACAGUCACCUUGGCUCUGUUGGCCUUCAAUGAGUUUCCUGCAUGACAAAGGAGGCUCAAGUCCAGAGAUUGUCCAGGCACUCCCCCAACUACUCAUAUGUCCCCCUUCCCACUUGGAGAUGAGUGGGGCAACUGAUCUGGGGGACACUUUUCUGUCCCCUGUGCCCCUAUCCCAGCACGCUGGGCUCCGUUUGUGGGAGGGAGGGCUCAUCGGUGUCACAGACAGGCUGCAUGACCCCUGCAGCUGGUGAGAACCUUGAUGCUCAAGGGGCUCUUGUAGAAACGUGUCCCCAGACACUCAUUCCUUCCCUUCUCCACCCGGGAAGUGCUGGCACAGAUGUUUAUCUCAGGCCACUUUCUGAGGCGAAGAAAGAUUGCUGGGAAGUUUCUCCGUGGCCUUAGGUGUCUGACAUUCUGGGUGGGGUAGGGAGGCAUAGUGCUCACAGCAGGUUAAUCGGCACCACCACGCGGGGUCGCUGGCAUCAUGAACCCACCCCCAGGUCAUGAUGCUUCUGAGAAAUAAGCUGGUUGCCUUUCCAUCACUAGGGCUCAAAUUCUGCCCUUUUCUUCCCAGGCUGUGUCCAGGAGGUGACCUUGGGGUCUUUGAUUCCACUUCCAGGGUUCCUCGGGCACCAACAAUUAACCCACAAGAUUGGCCACAGGCCACGUGCAGAGGAUCUGAGAGCCCCAGUGACACAUCUAUCCAUUGCGGGUCCAGCAUAUCAAUCUUACACUGCCCUUCUGACUCCACCAGUGGGUCCAUUGCCAUCAGGUGAAAGAGCAAGAGUGCUCCAAAUCAGUUGCAACCAUGCCCACAUGGACCCUCAUGACCUUCCCACACCAUCAGCCUCCCCUUGAUCAUAGCCCAGCAGGGCUGGCCUCGCUAGGGGGCCCUUUAAGGAAUGGGGUGAAUGGGAUGAUCUAUCAUUUCCAUAUGAUGCUGCUCUCUUGAUGCUGAGACACCAAACCAAAGGAUUUCUGAGGACCUGAGUUACUGAUCAUCUAAAAAAAGCAUUGAUCCAGGGUCCCAUCUCUUCCCCCACCUUGGAUACCUGCGCCAUUCCUGCCACGUAGAUACAAAAGCCAUAGGUCUGUGGAGAGGCCUCCCUGAGCAGUCCCUCUGAAAUCUUGGGGUGCAGGUAAAUGCUCAUUCCCAAAUAGCAAAGAGACUACAGAGAAGGCAAGAGUAAAGAGAUAUAUUUUUCUAAGAGGAAUAUGACUGAUACAUUCCGCCCCUUGGAACCUGGCCAUGCAGAAGGGCACAGGGAUGGACCUGUGGUUCCCUUCCCUGCCUCCCUCAUCUGUAGAAUUUGGGUCACCCUAGGGCCCAGCCAGGGGGCUCGGAAUGUAUUUUGUACCGUGUUUCUUUCCCCCAGGCUAUUUCUAGUCUUCUUUCUCGAAGCAGUAGAGGGCUUGGUCUCCCCUCUCACUUGGAGGUCAGCUCUCUCUUGCAGACUCUUGGUCCAAGACCUGGGCCAGUUCUCUGCUGGUGAUCACCUCUGGCCCCAAGCUUCUGUCUGAAGAUUCCUCAGGUCAACACCACCAUUAAAUGCGAGUUUUGUUGAUAAUUCUA